AUAAUUUUAAGAUCAUUUUCUGAUUUUCCAUUUCUGCUUGGGUGGUGGGUGUGUGAGAGAUGGGCCAAGAAUCGUUCAUAUACAGCUUUGUGGCUCGGGGAACUAUGGUACUGUCGGAGUACACGGAGUUCACCGGAAACUUCCCGGCGAUUGCGGCUCAGUGUCUGCAAAAGCUGCCAUCUUCGAACAACAAGUUCACUUACAACUGUGAUCACCACACUUUUAACUUCCUUCUCGAGGAUGGUUAUGCUUAUUGUGUUGUUGCCAAAGACUCGGUUGGCAAGCAAAUUUCCAUUGCAUUUUUGGAACGUGUAAAAGCAGAUUUUAAGAAAAGAUAUGGCGGUGGUAAAGCAGAUACAGCUGUUGCAAAGAGUCUAAAUAAAGAAUUCGGACCUGUUAUGAAGGAGCACAUGAAGUAUAUAAUUGAGCAUGCAGAUGAAAUCGAGAAACUACUAAAAGUCAAGGCUCAGGUCUCAGAAGUCAAAAGUGUUAUGCUCGAGAAUAUAGACAAGACUAUUGAAUGAGGGGAGAACUUGACUAUACUUACCAACAAGGCAGAAGAUCUACAUAAUUCGGUAGGGUUACCUGUAUUUUUUGACAAAAUAUCCUCCAAAAACAUGUAACGAGUUCAGUAAACAUCUCCUUUGCAUUAUCUUAUUUCCAGGCCAAACAAUUCAAGAAACAGGGGACAGAAAUCCGUCGCAAGAUGUGGUAUUAGAACAUGAAAAUAAAGUUGGUCGUACUGGGAAUCAUCGUCUUUUUGGUACUCAUAAUCUGGCUUUCUGUUUGCCACGGCUUCAACUGCACCACUAGCAUAUCUUUCGCUUAGAACUCGACCAACUCGAUUCAUUUCCAGACAGGACACUAAAAACACGUCAUGCUACACCCGGCAACAGAAUUUCCUCUAAAAACAUGGACUGCCUAGACGUCUUAGAGUGAUGCGCUUUUAGAUUCUGUUAAGCACUUUCUUUGUGCUUUUAUUCUUGAUUUUUUCUUUGGAAAGGAAUAGGGGAGAUUGAGGUUUGUUGUGGUGUUGGAAUAGUGUAUUGUUUAGGCCAUGGGAUGAGAUAAGAUUGUAAACAUGGUUUAGAUUUGAAGAGUACAAGGAUGUUUGAUGAAAUAGAAUGAGAUACAAUUCAAUUGUAUAUUAUAUAUGUAUGAUCAACAGACUACUAUAAUAGAAUAUAUACACUACAACAAGAAUAGACAAAAGGUGCAAUCUAGUUUAGCUGCUUUGUUUCUUGAUUUUAGUUAAUAAAGAGUGGUGAAUUUCAUU
Messenger RNA from Ipomoea nil (Japanese morning glory), 1276 nucleotides. Its product is annotated as vesicle-associated membrane protein 724. The transcript is spliced from 4 exons. Lineage: Eukaryota; Viridiplantae; Streptophyta; Magnoliopsida; Solanales; Convolvulaceae. The coding region runs from base 60 to 524 and encodes 154 amino acids. The record is from RefSeq and is a predicted model, not a curated record.